This is a messenger RNA of Trachemys scripta elegans, 1463 nucleotides long. It is a transcript of the gene TMBIM4, whose product is annotated as transmembrane BAX inhibitor motif containing 4. NCBI's taxonomy places the organism in Eukaryota, Metazoa, Chordata, Testudines, Emydidae. The transcript has 7 exons. The record is from RefSeq and is a predicted model, not a curated record. Bases 108 to 827 code for a protein of 239 amino acids. Gene Ontology annotation, cellular component: membrane. Gene Ontology annotation, biological process: negative regulation of apoptotic process.
GUCUCGGAGUUUGAUUGUCUCACCCGGAAGCCCGCGGAGCGAACGUCGGUUGCUUUGCUGCAGCCACAGUCGGACGGACGGAGGCGCCCGGCCUGGUGACGGUGGCGAUGGAGGCGGCGGCGGAUCCGCGGUACCCCCGGUCCUCCAUCGAGGAUGACUUCAACUACGGCAGCAACGUGGCCUCGGCCAGUGUCCACAUCCGCAUGGCUUUUCUACGAAAAGUCUACAGUAUUCUUUCAAUUCAAGUUCUUUUGACCACAGUGACGUCUGCGAUUUUUCUCUACUCUACUCCAGUUCAGACGUUUGUGCAUGAAAGCCCUGCUUUGCUUUUGGUAUCUGUGCUUGGAUCUUUGGUUAUGAUUUUAGCACUAACCCUGUAUAGACAUCAGCAUCCUGUUAAUUUAUACCUACUCUUCGGAUUUACCCUUUUGGAAGCGUUGACUGUUGCUAUUACAGUGACUUUCUAUGAUGUAUCAGUUGUCUUACAAGCUUUUAUUCUGACUACUGCUGUGUUUCUUGGGUUGACUGUGUAUACUUUGCAGUCCAAGAGAGAUUUCAGCAAAUUUGGAGCAGGGCUGUUUGCUUGCUUGUGGAUUUUCAUCCUCUCCAGUCUCCUGAGGCUGUUUUUCUAUAGUGAGACAAUAGAGCUGUUGUUUGCUGCUGCGGGAGCGCUGCUGUUCUGCGGAUUUAUCAUCUAUGACACUCAUUUGCUGAUGCACAGACUGUCCCCUGAAGAGUAUAUAUUGGCUGCCAUUAAUCUCUACUUAGAUAUCAUCAAUCUGUUCUUGCACCUGCUGCGCCUACUAGAAGCAUUAAAUAAAAAAUAAUUGUAGGCGAUCUGUAGUGAAACUCCUCCUCAAAUAGUUAAAUUUGGUUUAUAGAGGGUUGUGUCUAAAUAAGGUUGGUUUUGAUUAUAUACAAACUGCAGUAUAUUUUGAGACUGAAUUUUCCUGUUUUUCCAUUCCAUGGUUACUGAAUCUUUUUCUUAGAAAUGAAAGGGUUUUAUGUAACUGAGUUUCUGCUCAAAAUAUAUAUUUUACUUUAAUUGCACACUGCAGCCAUUUCAGUUACUUUUGUAAAGGCUUUAUUUGUGACCAAGGUAGCUUUUGAUGAAAAUGCUUGUCAACUUCUGAUAGCCCUAACAUGAACAGUCAGAAAAUCCCAUCAUUUUAUUUCUGCUAUCCUAUAAUUGUUCUGGAUGGUUCCUUUGGAAUCAUAAGUCUGUCUGGAUAGUAUAAAAUCAAGCCUCUUCAUUUUGUUAGUGUAUAGUGAUAUUUUACAUAAGCUAAAAUUUUGUCAUUCUAAAAAUGUAUAUUAGUGGGCUCUUGAUUUGAAAGCCUUGGAAUUAUUAACUAGUAAAACAUAACUACACUUCCUUUAAAAUAUUUUAAUCUACUCUGGUUUAGAGCUAUGAGAUUAUUUUAUUACCAAGGUCAAGUAUAAACAGAACAAUAUAGAGAGUU